Cooperia oncophora is the source of this 549-nucleotide messenger RNA. The record is from the annotation of a GenBank genome assembly. NCBI's taxonomy places the organism in Eukaryota, Metazoa, Nematoda, Chromadorea, Rhabditida, Trichostrongylidae.
AUGGACCAGUACGCCGAGAACUACUGCUGGUCACAAGAUACAUACUUUGUUGAACCUCAACAACAUGUGGAGCUACUGAAACAUGAACAAAGGUAUACUCCUGAGCGACAGCUAUCAUACUAUCAAUGGGUUCCUUUCUUCUUGUUACUACAAGCCGUCUUCUUCCGAGCACCAAGUUUCCUUUGGAAAUGCUUCUCCAAUCAUUCGGGAAUCCGUAUGCACGAAGUGGUGGAGAAAGCUAAAGAUUCGGCAAAUGUUGAAGAAGAAGUCCGUCAGAAAAACAUCGGAAUACUCGCACGGCAUUUGCAGAACGCUCUUCGGUUCAAACGAAGAAUGGAGAAGAGAAAGGUUGUCGUUCACAAGACAGUUACCUGCUUAAACUACCAGUACUCAUCUGGUUUUGUAUCAGCCGUUUAUCUUUUUACAAAGGCUUUAUAUCUUGUCAAUGCCGUUGUGCAGUUAUGGUUGAUGAACAAAUUUCUCGGCACCAACAAGUAUCAGUGGUACGGACUGGGCGUUAUGGUCGAGGACAUCAUCAGAUGGCGUUAG